This is a messenger RNA of Anisakis simplex (herring worm), 1842 nucleotides long. The record is from the annotation of a GenBank genome assembly. NCBI's taxonomy places the organism in Eukaryota, Metazoa, Nematoda, Chromadorea, Rhabditida, Anisakidae.
AUGAAUUCAACGACAAACACCAUUUGCACAUCACCACCAGUACCAGUUUUUUAUGCAGAUUUCGAUUCACCGUUAUCAACCAAGAAAGAACGGGUAAUCGCAAUUAUUCUCACGUAUCAAUUUCUUUUGCAAAGUAAGUCGUACAAUGAACGAUGUGGUUUAACCUAUUUCGAGCAGUGCUUUGAACAGGAGCGAAAAAUUGGUGAAGGAUCAUUUGGUGAGGUGUUUCGUGUGAAAUCGAAAGAGGACAACAAAUGGUAUGCGGUAAAGAGAACAAUUGAGCCGUUUCGUAAUGCGAGUGAUCGUGAACUCAAAUUGAGAGAAGUUCAGAAGCAUGAACUGUUACCGAAGCAUCCAAAUUUGGUCGAAUUCAUUCGUGCUUGGGAAGAGAAAGGACGUCUGUUCAUUCAAACUGAACUUUGCGAAUAUAGUUUAUCGGAUUACGCGGAAAGAGAGCACAACAUUCCUGAAGAGCAACUGUGGUUUUAUUUUGCUGAUCUUGUAUCGGCUGUUAAUCAUCUACAUUCACAUAACCUGUUGCAUCUGGAUAUCAAACCUGAGAAUAUAUUUGUGUCGCGAGAUCAAGUUUGUAAACUCGGUGAUUUUGGACUGAUAUUCGAUCUGAAUAAGGAUACACUGAUAACAGCUCGAGAAGGCGAUAGUAAGUAUUUAGCGCCCGAGGUAUUAAACUCGCCACCUGAUAAGCCGGCGGAUAUAUUUUCACUUGGAAUAUCGAUAUUGGAGCUUGCCACCGAUUUGGAUUUGCCGUCAAGAGGUGAAGGUUGGCGUAUGCUCAGAGAGGGCAACAUACCCGAAUCCUUCACUGACAAAUUAUCACCGAAACUACGACAUCUGAUCUAUUGGAUGAUGGACCCCGACUCGUGCAAACGACCAACUGCCGAGCAACUUCUGAACGAUGUCACGAUCCAAUACUAUCUUUCACUAAGACGUAAACAGCGCUCUACACAAUUUUCACACCAUCUGUUGGAUGUGUUGGUUGUGGUGUAUGUUUACCUGGUAUGUGUGAUACAGUUCAUUUUACGGCCCAUUACGAAGUCGUUGUCAUGGGCCACUGGAACUCCGUCAACACCACUAGCUGAAGAGUCACCCCGAAGAGCUGUGUUUUACAAUGGAUCAACACCAGAAUCACCGAGUCGUCAUGUUAUGCCUCAUUCGACGAAUGUCGUUCAACGCCUUCGUUUCGAUAGUUGUGACAGUGAUGAAGAUAAUAUCGAAAAUAACGAGCAGCAGCAUCGCCGCCAUCAUUUUGUGAACAAACAUCGACAUUAUAAGAAUUCACCUGAAGAGAGCGUCAGUGAAUCGAAUGGAUGUUACAGCAUCGAUAGCAGUAAGAACGCUUCGUCGACAACUACCUCAUCGAAACUCACAUCGUUAUCGCCUGUCUCGGCACGACGUCCCGAUAGGCAUUUAUCAAAUGCACUGCACAAAGACAAAUUGGAAUUGUCAGAGUCACCAAGGAAAGGCAAAUCACCACAACGAAGAAUAUUAGUGGAUGAUCAGUUGAAUAAUCUGAUUAAUAAUAAAGAGAUUGGAGUUGACGAAAGUGACGAUGAAGACGAACGCAAUGAAAGUCGCUCGAGACGAUUCCAUUUGAAACGGAAUUUGCGUGCAGCCAUGUCAGCACCAGUGCCUCGUCGUAUGCGUGCUCAAAUGCGGUCGUUAGCGAUCAAACCGAUACCCAAACUUGAUUUCAGUCUGAUCGAAACGCCCACCAAAGUGAAUAAUGUUAAUGAUCGCCUUAAAACCACCGAGCUAUGUACCGCCCAAACAAAAAUUCCGUUCUCAUUGAGACAGGUUUCAUCAUUUGUCGUUUUUCAUUGA